Molecule: messenger RNA, 3027 nt
Organism: Mesocestoides corti
Lineage: Eukaryota; Metazoa; Platyhelminthes; Cestoda; Cyclophyllidea; Mesocestoididae
Source: the annotation of a GenBank genome assembly
AUGUUGCAUAUACCCAUUCAAUUUUUAGAUGAGCAGAUCCAAGUUAUGAAAAAGUUUACAAUUAACAGUCAGUUAAGUGACACUGACUCAGGACGCUUUUCUGGUGGAGCAACAUCUUCAGACUCUUCAUUUAGGGUGCAGGACCCAUGCAAUGCUCUGCUAAUAAAGAUAUCAAUCCCCUUUUUGUCGAAGCAAGUGUACGCGUCUGCUUUGUCAAAGGCUCUGGUGAAUCACGUAAAACAGAAGCUGCUGGACGAAUUUGGGAAUCAGAUUACUGAUAGUAUUAACUACGGUCUUUUUAUUCCACCUGCUAAUGGAAGAAAUGGCAAAUUUCUCGAAGAAGAUCGUCCAAUAUCAGCAUAUGUUACCGAUGAAUCUAGCUGUGUCCUAGAAGCCGCCUUGCUUGGCCGGACAGACCAAAUUAAUUUACUGAUUAUGUACGGCGCAGAUGUAAAUGCACGGUCCCAUUCCCGUCCUGAAAUGGAUCCGCCUGGUCGUCCCGCUCUUCCUAGACGCACAACCAAGUCACAAAACUCGGGGACUCAGUCAUCUGCUACCCAACUACGCCUCAACCAAAUACUCGGCUGUGGCCGUGAAACACCUCUGCACUACGCAGCCAUCGCCGGUCAGUGCGCGACAGCUAGACGUUUGCUCUACUGGGGUGCUGACCCAACACUCACUAACGACAAAGGUCGCACUCCCGUUGAAGAGGCUCGUCUUCAUGGUAAUCAUGAGGUGGCUGAAAUUAUCCGCAACUUUCGGGCCGGGACUGGUGGAGGGGGAAAGAAUUUUGGAGCAUCUGAAGGGAGCAUCUGUGGCCCAUUCCUCCCAGCACCCACAUACAAUCAAAAGCGUAAGCCGAUGACAGCACCGCUGCAGAUUUCACCCCUUGAUGAUUACGUAAGCCUAACCGUGCUUGGCGCCGAGCGCAAAGGACCAUCUCGCAGUGUCACGAUGCCUUUUCCCGUGAGUCCCGUGCACAUCAAUCCCGCGGGAGCAGAUCACAGUCGACUGCAGAGCACCCUCGACGGCACCACUCGACGCCUUUCCCCCACUUCCACCUCUUCGCCUUACCACGGACUCCGUGGAAGGGCCUCUUCAGAUGGGGAUCUGCUUCGAUCGUUGGAGGAGGAGGAAGAAGAAGAGGGGCAAGAAAAGGCGAGAGCAGGAUGCGGUGUUCAGUCUUCACGGGAAAGACGAAACUCACGACGCACUCGACGACAAAGGGUUGCUCGUGGCUACGCGGAUUGUGUCAAGAAAAAUGGUCGCUCAUUAAGCCAGAACUGCAACAGGAAGUGCCUAAAGAGUUGGAAAUCCUCUCACACUCUGAAUGAAGAUUCAGCCUUGGAGGAGGAGGCGGCUGAUGUCAUGCCAGCCAUGCCUCUAAGAGGUGGCGAAUUCCGAUUCACCAGUGGUCAGCGCGGAGAGGAUGCAGCCAGGGCCUUGAGACGGUCCAAAACGGCGCCCUUUGCGAAUCCCUGCUCUGAACGGCCGCGAUCUUCCCAGGACACGUCCCUCACUGUUGGGCAGUUUGCACGCAGAGAGCGGAUAUCGACAGGACAGACUUUGGGUCACCAGAGUCAAGAAAACGCCCCUAUUCCGACAAAUCCCUUCUGUCCUGUCUCGGUGUCCCCUCGUCCAGUGUCCCCACGUCAACGCAACUCACACCAUUUCGCGAGGUCGCCCGUGAAGGCAGGUGACCUGUCAGGGGCCUGUUCACCCACACAAUCACCCGCGCAUGCGGACCUGGUGGGUGGCACGAGUGCCAACAGAGAGGGCGGUGCUGGGGUCGCGCGCACUGUGGUCCUGCACAAAGCCUAUUUGCCUGAUGCCCCACGGAUUCCAACGCUCGGCCUCACUCUACGGACUGUGCAGAACACAUCUGCUGUCCAACGUUUCGUGCCAAGCCAAGCCAAGCCAAGUCUUCAGUUGAUUAAGCAAGUUAAACCUGCGAGCCCUGCCUUCAACGCCGGCCUACGUGAAGGCGACUAUGUCAUUAAGAUAAACCAUGUUGACGUGAGUCGUGCCUGUCACACUGAAGUGGUCAAUCUGCUCGACACCUUGAAGUCCAACUCCGUGGUCCUUGAAGUGGUCAGGCCCAUCCAUGCUGCUUCCUGCUUGAGACCCCAAGAUGCCCAAGGUGGCCGCACAAACGCCCCCAUCUCCUGUCAGGGCAAAAUAGGACCUGCCCCCCCAAGGGGGGUACAACGCAGUGUGAGCAUGGUGGGACGGUUCACGCAUAAAAACGGCCCCGCCCCCUACUCCCCCAUGCUGCCAAUGCCCGCCCUGCAAGGCCGUUGUGUGUCACCCGGGGAAAGCAGUGUUUCGAGCACCGAUGAAGCUUUUUGCAGUCAGUCCGUCAGUCGAACAAGCAGCCUCAUAACGAGUCCACCGCCUCAAGCCGUCGACCGUCGAACUAGCAACCGCGGCGCUAACCCUCCCCCAUACGUUCACACACCCGCCGACUACAGGAUUAGACACCAGUUCCCCACUGCUACUUACGCAGUUGCGUCCCGACAAAAAUUGCUCCCAGACAAGGCCAGUCUUCGACAAAUGCAAAAAUCACACACCAUUAAUUCAUUCAGUGAGAGUGUUGGUGUAGACACAUCCAGUCUGAGUUCAAACACGGCUGCAUCGGUCUCCCUGAGUCCACCUACCCGCCACAAUUUACAAAGUUUCUACGCAAACAAUCGUCCGACUUCCACCGGUCGCCCCGUCCACUCGGUUCCCCAGCCACCCCUCCGAUUCCUCCCUCACUACUCCUCCCCCAUUCGCGGGGUUCAGGAGACAGGCAGGCUGCGGAGACGCGACAAGGGAGCUCGCCACUUCACUGACCACGUACGACCCCUUUCGAUGACCAGUGAUGGGGGCGGUGUGAGUCCCACGGUGAAUGCAGGUUCUGCGGCGGUUAAAGGCGGCGUCCCUCGAUCGUCUUCUGCCAUGUCAGCGAACACACCGCCGCCACAAGGCGGCAGCUUCGAUCCUAAUGACUUGGUGCUCCCGCCUCCAGAAGAGUUUUGUUGUUGA